AUGAAGCUUAACCCGGCAAAAUGCAGAUUUGCCGUAGCGUCGGGGAAAUUCCUCGGUUACCUAGUGACGUACCGCGGUAUCGAAACUAAUCCAAAACAGAUCGAUGCACUGAUCGAGAUGGCUUCGCCCAAAAACAGGAGGGAAGUACAGAGAUUAACCAGGAGAGUCGCAGCACUUAACCUAUUCAUCUCGCGAUCAACGGAUAAAUGCUUACCUUUCUACGAUAUCCUACGGGGGAACAAAAAAUUCGUGUGGUCAGAAGAGUGCGAAAAUGCUUUUCAGCAGCUGAAACGCGUGCAAAAUCCCAAGUACUUGCAUAGUCCAAGCCAGUCGGGAAGACUAGCCAAAUGGGCAGUCGAGUUAAGUGAGUACGAUAUAGAAUACCGACAAAAAAUGAGUGCAAAAUCCCAAGUACUCGCAGAAUUUUUGGUAGAGCUGCCGACGGGAAUCGUGACUAACAAGGAACCAAAUUCGACAUGGGUUCUUUACGUCGACAGAUCGUCAUCUAAGCAAGGAUCGGGCAUCGGAAUUCACCUCACGUCACCAAACAGUGAAAUCCUAGAACAAUCGUUUAGACUGGAAUUUCACGUGUCCAACAACGAGGCCGAAUACGAAACGCUCAUUGUAGGACUACGAUUAGCUCAUGGAUUGACGAUACGCAACAUCCAUGCCUACUGUGAUUCUCAGCUAGUCACAAGUCAAUAUAGCAGAGAAUAG
This is a messenger RNA of Brassica oleracea var. oleracea, 717 nucleotides long. RefSeq lists its product as uncharacterized. Lineage: Eukaryota; Viridiplantae; Streptophyta; Magnoliopsida; Brassicales; Brassicaceae. The record is from RefSeq and is a predicted model, not a curated record. Gene Ontology annotation, molecular function: nucleic acid binding; RNA-DNA hybrid ribonuclease activity. Bases 1 to 717 code for a protein of 238 amino acids. The transcript has a single exon.